AUGAUCUUCAAGGUGAGCAGAAGGGUCUCCAAAAAGAGAGCACAGGUCGAUGGUGAACAAUCGAAGCCAAGCGCGCGCACUAGAACAAGCGCGUCGAUGUCAGCACUUGUCGAAGCCAAGAAGACGAGUCCUGAAGAUAUCGGGAAAUGGCGAAAGCUGAAGUCGCGGCUGAAGAGAUGGACCAAAGCAGUAGAGUCAAUGAAGAUGAAGCUAUGGCAGAGAAAAGACUACUCCUACUCAAUAUUCACAACCUCGCUCAGCAGUAACGAGUUGGCCAAUAUUCGGACAGGCCCAAAUCACUAGCACUUUGGGGGAAGCCCUUAGGGUCUGGAGGUUGGGGGGAGG
This is a messenger RNA of Amoebophrya sp. A25, 345 nucleotides long. NCBI's taxonomy places the organism in Eukaryota, Dinophyceae, Syndiniales, Amoebophryaceae. The record is from the annotation of a GenBank genome assembly.